CUUCAAUCUGCUUAGCGCCUAGAUUAAGUCGUUCGAAUAUUUACUCGUAGGUGUUUGUGACAGUAACUGUUGUCUAUCAAUGAAGUUAAACAUAAUUUUACUAAGAGUGAAACGGUAAAAAUAAUUAUUUUUGAGAAAGCAUGUCAACUGCAAGUUCACAUCCGUAUAGUAAUCUCAGUUUAACAACUGAUCCCCUUGGUACAUUUAUGAAACCUGAUAUUAUUUCAAUGUCAAAAAGUAGUCAAGUUAUAAAUGGUGGCGGUGGAGGCGGUGAUCUGACAUCAUCAUCUUCUACUACUUCAUUAAAUCGUACAAAUCCCUCCACAGAUUCAUUAAAUGUUAGCAGUCAUACGUUGGAUAAAGUAAAAGUUGCAAAAGUUACAUUGGAAUAUUACUAUGAUAACUUAAUUGUUCAAUAUCGCGAACGUCAAAAUAGGUACAAAAUUUUGGAGUCAAUGAUGGAAAGCGAAGGUUUAACAGAGGAACAAAAACAAAUUAAACGUACACAGCAUGCUCUCAAAGAAAGUGAAUUUCUCCGACUUAAACGAGCACGACUCACAGUCGAUGAUUUUCUACCUCUUAAAAUAAUUGGUAAAGGAGCGUUCGGUGAAGUAAGAUUAGUUCAAAAACAAGACAAUGGUUACAUUUAUGCUAUGAAAAUUUUGCAUAAAGCAGAUAUGCUACAAAAAGAUCAAGUAGCUCAUGUAAGGGCUGAACGUGAUAUUCUAGUCAAAGCUGAUAAUCCUUGGGUUGUGAAAAUGUUUUAUUCAUUUCAAGAUUCAGUUAAUCUGUAUUUAGUUAUGGAAUUCCUUCCAGGUGGUGAUAUGAUGACGUUGUUGAUGAAACAAGAUACAUUGACAGAAUCUCAAACUCAAUUUUAUAUAGCGGAAACUGUAUUAGCAAUUGAUUCAAUACAUAAAAUGGGUUUUAUUCAUCGUGAUAUUAAACCGGAUAAUUUAUUACUUGAUGCAAAGGGUCAUAUUAAACUAAGUGAUUUUGGCUUAUGUACAGGUUUGAAAAAAGCGCAUCGAACUGAUUUCUACAAAGAUUUAUCUCAAGCUAAACCAAGUGACUUUUCCUCUGGUCGUACUGACUCCAGGCGAAGAGCUGAAGGUUGGAAUAAAAAAAGACGAAGAUUAGCUUAUUCUACUGUUGGAACACCGGAUUAUAUUGCACCUGAAGUAUUUCAACAUCAUGGUUAUACAAAUUCUUGUGAUUGGUGGUCACUUGGUGUUAUCAUGUAUGAAAUGCUUAUUGGUUACCCACCUUUUUGUUCAGCUACACCACAAGAAACUUAUAAAAAAAUUAUGAAUUGGAAAGAAGCAUUAUUUUUUCCACCUGAAAUGCCUAUUAGUAAUCAUUCAAGACAUUUAAUACAAUCUUUAUGUUGUGGAGCUGAAAAACGUCUAUCAAGCAUUGAAGAUAUACGAAAACAACAAUUUUUCAACGGGGUCGACUGGGAGCAUAUACGAGAACGACCUGCAGCAAUCCCAGUGAAUAUACGUUCAAUUGAUGAUACUAGUAAUUUUGAUGAAUUUCCCAAUGCUGAUUUAAGUUGGCCCAAUGUUACAGAUCCUAUGAAAAGUUAUCAGAAAAAUUUAGCUUUUAUCAAUUAUACUUAUAAAGCAUUUGAUGGAUGGACAAAUAAUGAUCGAAUAUUAGAUCGUCAAUUAUACAAACAACAACAAUUUCAACGUCAUCAAGCUGCCUUAUCAUCUAGAAGUAUGCUGUCAGAUUUAACUGGAUUAAAGAAUAAAUCAUCAGCAUGAUGAAUUAGCUUGAUACCAUAUACUAUUCUCCUUUCUUACACGCACACACACACUGACACACUCCCACGUACACAUACAAAUGCACAUACAUACAUAUAUACAUACACUAGUGUGUAUACUCUUUACAUCUUUGUACAUCUAUCUCAUACUUCUGUUCUGUUCUGUGUUCUCUUUUUCUCCGUUUUCUGGAUUAUUUUUGUUAUGAAAAUCUUUUCGCAUAAUUAAAAAAACACUUAAAUGUAGCUUUGAAAUGUUUGUUUACUUCAUAUUACACACCACCAUCAGCACCACCACUAUUACCAUUAUAAAAAAUACCUUUAGUCUUUCUAUGAACUUUCAUUGUCAUCAUCAUCAUCAUUAUUAUUAUUAUCAUUACUCUUCUGUCGUAUUGUCUAAAUCAUUUAUUUUGUUGUCCAAUCUUUAUUUCUGUGUAUAAUUGUUUCGUUUGUUUCUAUUUGCCCUAAUCUCUUUUAAUUCACACGAUUGUUGUUUUCCAACGUGUAAAAAUGUGAUCGAACUGUUGUUGGAAUGAGAAGUGUGUUUCCGUUUUUCGCCUGUAUUCUUUUAUUGUCUUUCGAAGUAUUGAUUUUUGUUGAUUUGUAAUUAAUUCAAGCUUUCUAAUCACAUUCACAUUCCUAUGCUUCUUUGAAAUUGCAUUCCUUGAACAGUUGAAGAAAAAAAAACAACACAUAACGUUCCAUUUGUUCAAGCUAUUAUUGUUCUUGUUGUUUAUUCUGCCAUAGAAAAAUGUGCCUUAUUGCAUCUUUUGAAUAGGUUUGUUACUUGUCUUCUUUUGGGUCACUACUUUCUUCAUAUUCAUCAUUCAAUAAUGCUUGUGUAGAUUUUGUCUGGUUUUUUAAUCUUUAUUCUAUUCUAUUCUAUUCUGCUCAAAUCUUAUCAUCUUUUUCUUGACUGUUUGUAUGUGGAUUUUGUAUUCAUGUACUGUAAUUUUAAUUCGGACUGAGUUAUUUCAUGAAUUAGUUGAUUAUUCUCUAUUUGUAUGUGUGAAUUUGUGUUCAGUGAAUCCAUUGUUUGUAAUUAUACUUUUUUUAGUUUACUAUUUCAACAAAGAGAUUAUCAUUAUUAUUAUUAUUGUUAUUACUCUUCAAUUUAACCAAAAACGUAUAUUUUUGUCUAUUGCUACUGUUACACAAACUAAAUGAUCUUUACAGUUUUUCGUAGUUACAUUGGUUUUCUCUUUUUUUUUUUAGAGUUGAUGAUCACAUCCGUCAUUUGGACAAAACGACUUACCUUUCUCUCUCUCUCUCUCUCUAUUUCUCUGCAUGUUCAUUUCAAUUUCUGCUUUUCCUUGUUUGUUCUAUAUUCAGUGCUUUUCGUAGACAGACCACUAGUCACCACCACCACCACCUCAAAAUUCAAAAUCAUUGGUGUAUGUACAUGUGUAAAAUUUCAAUUUCUACUACAUAUAUUGUUGAUAAAACUCCAUGAAUAAUACUGAGAAGCAGAAAUCUUAAUUUUAUUCAUAUACAGAGUAGAAUUUGAAAUUUGUGUACAUCAAUGAUUGUUGUUAUUUGUUACAAUAGAAGCUAACAGCUGGUGUUAUUUGUUUUAAUGAUAAUGAUGAUGAUGAUGAUGUUGAUAAAAAUCUAUUCACAAAGAACAAAUAAUAAAAGCUAUUUUUGUCUACUUUCCGGCUGAUUGAAUUUCUUGAAACAAUGAUGAAUAUCUUUUCUCAGUUGACAUUUCAACUAUUCAUCCUCUACGCUGAUGAUGAUGAUGAUGAUGAUGAUGAUGACAAUGUGGUCACUUUUGUUGUCUUUGACGGAAUGUUAGCAUAAAUUGGUACUGUUGUCUUGGAAAGAGUUUUUUUUUCUUCUUUCUAUAUAUUUUAUGUUUAUACUCAUUGAGAUAGUGUUGUUUAGUUCUUCUAAUCUAUCUUUUCUAUCUUCUUUUUGGAAUCUGUGUUAUUAUUAUUAUUAUUCCGAUGUACUAGAAACACAUUACUGUUCAUUAUCAUUUCUAGUGUUCUGUAUACAACAGAUAAUGAAUAAAAAAUAAAGAUGAAGAAUUGUAUUGUAUUGUUGUUAAUGAUAAUGAUGAUGG
Molecule: messenger RNA, 3833 nt
Organism: Schistosoma turkestanicum
Lineage: Eukaryota; Metazoa; Platyhelminthes; Trematoda; Strigeidida; Schistosomatidae
Source: the annotation of a GenBank genome assembly